AUGAUUGCAAGGUACUUCAGACAAUUUCCUGUGGUGAGUGAUGUAUGGUACAAGUGUCACAUAGGGUUCCAAUUUCUGGGUUAUAUUAUGGGCACAAUAGGGUGGUGCAUUGGGCUAUGGUUUGUGAAGUCAUCAAAACAUUUUGUAUCUAAAACACAGAGUACUCUCAGCAUCACCGCUUUUACAUUCAUAAACGUACAAAUGCUUGCCACCUUAAUGCGACCAAAUAAAGAAGCGGGCUAUUGCAAGUGCUGGAACAUUUGCCACCAUGUUCUUGGAUACGCCAUAAUUGGAAUAGUUAUAGCCAACAUAUUUGUAGGGCUCCACAAUCAAGUUCAAGCUGAAACGUUGAAACGGGUUUAUGUGGGAAUACUUGGAGUUUUGGCUAUCGCAUUUGUACUAUUGGAAAUUUUCAGAUGCAAAUCUGUGAUAAUGCAACAAGCUGUGUGGUUGACUGGCAACAUGUUUACUUAUUCACCUUAA
Molecule: messenger RNA, 483 nt
Organism: Abrus precatorius (Indian licorice)
Lineage: Eukaryota; Viridiplantae; Streptophyta; Magnoliopsida; Fabales; Fabaceae
Product: cytochrome b561 and DOMON domain-containing protein At3g25290-like
Exons: 2
Coding region: 1-483 (160 amino acids)
Source: RefSeq, a predicted model, not a curated record